UCUAAAUUUUCGCUCGUUCUGGUCGAUUCGCACGUGGGCUCUAGACGUUCAACGUGCAGACUUGCCUGGUUUUCUGAUACCGGUAGCAGUAGUACGGUAGUAGGCCUAGUAUUUUAUUUCGUAAACAAUGUCAAAUAGUUUACAUGCAAUCAAUCAUCAUUUUUUUCGUCAACAUUUCAAAAUUAAUUUCAAGGCAUUGUGACGAGGCUGUAACGAAGCCACCGUUAGGUCAUCGGGUCAGUCACAGCCUUUAAAAAUAUAAAAUUACCAUUUUGUCAACGAAAUUGAGCUAAAGUAACACACACUGAAACUAGCCUAAAUUAACACAGAAGAGAAACAAAAACACAAUUGCACGCUGCGAUUUCUAGAUUUACAUGUCAGGAUUUGUGAUUGCACGCCCGUUUUAAUCGUGGUAAAAGUCCAUGAAAUCAAGACUGAUACUAAAUCCAGGCUUUUUAUCAAAACCUAAGUCUUGUCUGCAGGCACAGUGUGCUUAGCAGCCUAAAUCUACAACUGCAGUACAACAAUCAAUUUCGGAAUUUAUUCGCAAGAGCAGUUAAAAUGGUAUUGAUUACCCGGUAUCUUACUAUAAUUUCUGGUUGAACAGUUAUUUCGUAAAAACUGGAAAAUAUAGCCUACAAAAUGCAGGCUUGUUCAUUUUGCGGAAUUAAAGAGAAAAUAAUGAAGAGAUGUGUACAAUGUCGAAUUGUCUUUUAUUGUUCAAGGAAAUGCCAGAUAGAUGAUUGGAAAACUCAUAAACUUUGUUGCGUUAAAUUUGAAUCUUCGAACAACAAUGGAAAGUUUGAUGAAGAUUCACAGAAGAUUGUGGAAAAUAAAUUGACGGACAUUAUCCAAUUCCCAAAUGCUUCAAAUACUUCAAUUAGUGUAAAAUGUAAUCACAAAAAACACGAAAUUUUGUUACAAAACGUUGAUUCUUGUUCUGGAGAAGAAUUGAUGGAAAAUAUCUCUAAAAAACUGAAAAUCCCAUUAACAUCUUUGAAACUUAUUGCAAAAGGAAAACUCAUAAAAGAAUCGAAUAUUUCUGAAAUGCUUUCGAAACAAAAAUGUAAAAAUUUUCAAGCUUUUGGUGAAGAAGCAGAGAAUGAGGAUGGGCUUGAUUUGGGUGAUAUUGAAGCAAUAAUUAAUGAACUUCAUGUCAGUAGAAAUCAAGCAAUUAGAUCGCUACGUUCAUGUAAUGGAGAUUUAAUUGAUGCGAUUAUUGAAUUAGGAAACAAAAUAUGACAAUGUUACAUUUCUAUAAUAUGGAAUUAGACUGUUUCUAGACAAAAGGGCAAAUGGUGCAAUUUUUUUGCUCUGGUUCGCUAAUCAAGGUUUCAUAUGUUUAAAAGUCAAAAAUAUAACAAAGUUUUCCUCACGUUUUGAAUAAAGGUUUUUUUUUUUGAUAUUCGUCUUUUUGGAUUGAAACCCUCCAAUUAUGAUACUUUAUGGCAGAUUAGACAUUUUGUUUUGACUUUGACUGUUUAUUAGGAUGAUAACUGAAAAAUUAUUUAUUUUCGUCAUGCUGUCACAUCAGAUGCAGUAGAACAUGAAAUUAUUCUAUAUAGAAGCUAUUCAUUCAUUACUUUACCAUAUCACCAUGGUAACAUCAAAGUAAUUCAAGGAAUGUUUUCACCCUUUCAGUGACAUUGUAAUUUAUCGUGUAAAAUUUGAUUUACCAGUAUAUCCUGUUCUACCAUAAAAUUAUUGCAUUAUUAAUAUUGGACAUUAUGAACAUCACUGAUAAUGUUCAAUACCUAUCAAAGGCAGAUGAUUAGUUGGUGCAAAUUGUCGGAUUUCAUUGGUACGAUUUUUUUGCUCCAGGAGGAUGUUUAUUUUCUUGUUCAGUGUUUCCUUUUUUCUUUUACAACUUGUCUAUUCACCCCAAAAUCAUAUUUAUAUGUUUUUAUGUAUCUAUUUAGUAGCCUACGUAUGUCUUCAAAUAAGUUUUUGAUAUAUUUUUUGAUCAAAUAACACAAAAUAUAUUGUUCACAG
Messenger RNA from Styela clava, 1992 nucleotides. The record is from RefSeq and is a predicted model, not a curated record. NCBI's taxonomy places the organism in Eukaryota, Metazoa, Chordata, Ascidiacea, Stolidobranchia, Styelidae.